AGACAAGAUUGCAGCCAGCACACUGGGGCAUACAGACGAAGCAAGAGUGUGUGAAUAAAACUAAAUAAAGAAACGAAACACUUGGGUGUACGAGAGGCAGAGCCCAGAGCAGAGGAGACAGGAGCACAGGGAAGGAGGAGGAGGGUGAGAAAGAGUCAAAGAGAGACACAGGGAAGAGGAAAGAGAGAAGCAUCAGAGGUUCUUUCGGAAGCCCUUCGGACUCAGCCUCAAGCAGACAUGCCUAACUUUGCCGGCACCUGGAAGAUGAAGAAAAGUGAGAAUUUUGAUGAACUUCUCAAAGCCUUGGGAGUGAACACCAUGCUGAGGAAGGUGGCUGUGGCAGCGGCCUCCAACCCCCACGUGGAGAUCCGUCAGGACGGUGACAAGUUCUACAUCAAAACAUCAACCACUGUGCGCACCACCGAGAUCAACUUCCACGUCGGUGAAGAAUAUGACGAGGAGACCGUGGAUGGACGAAAGUGCAAGAGCCUCCCCACCUGGAUGUCGGAGAACAAGAUGUACUGUAAGCAGACUCUGGUGGAUGGUGGCGGCCCCAAAACCUUUUGGACCCGAGAGCUCAACGGCGAUGAGCUCAUACUGACUUUCGGGGCAGACGACGUAGUGUGCACGCGGAUUUACACCCGGGAAUGAAGCCCCUUAACCUUCAUCAGGACAAGACAGACGCCCAGUUGGACCACAACAACACGUUAAACCCCAACAACACUCUGUCAUGCUAACACGCGCGAAACGCAUUUGCAAAGUAUCCUGUGUAAUCUCUCAGCAUCAGUCUGCAUAGUCUCCACAAACUAUAGCAAUGUCUCUGUAAUCUGGUUUUCUUGUAGUGAGUAUUGUGUCUGCAGUACAGUAGCUGGAUAUCUCAGUGUCCAUAUCUGCAACCCUGGUGUCAGCUGUGUACGUAGGAUUUAGUCAUCAGUUGCAUUGAUUAAGUAUUCAUGUUUAGAUGAAAGGAAACAAUAAAAACACGGAACAAACAGUA
Anarrhichthys ocellatus (wolf-eel) is the source of this 997-nucleotide messenger RNA. RefSeq names its product cellular retinoic acid binding protein 1a (gene crabp1a). The record is from RefSeq and is a predicted model, not a curated record. Lineage: Eukaryota; Metazoa; Chordata; Actinopteri; Perciformes; Anarhichadidae. The transcript is spliced from 4 exons. Bases 238 to 651 code for a protein of 137 amino acids. Gene Ontology annotation, molecular function: lipid binding.